Molecule: messenger RNA, 600 nt
Organism: Cylindrotheca closterium
Lineage: Eukaryota; Bacillariophyta; Bacillariophyceae; Bacillariales; Bacillariaceae
Source: the annotation of a GenBank genome assembly
AUGUUGAAGGACAAGGUAAUUGUAUGGGAAGAAAAUUCUCAAAAGGGUAAGAGAUGGGUAAUGUCGGUGGAUGGGAUACACUGCUGGAUCAAUGAGCCCUCUCGUCCGAAGUGGAGUCAAGGUCCGCGCUACUACUCCCACAAAUACAACAAAGCCGGUCUCGACUAUGAAUUGGGAAUUUCGCUAGUCGACAAUCGGCUGUUGUGGAUCCGUGGUCCCUUUCCAGCGGAGACAAAUGAUAUUACUGUGCUGAGGGAAGAAGGGCUGCUUGCGGAACUCAAGCAACAAAAACAAUCCGCCAUUUGCGAUAAAGGCUACAAUGGUGAACCUAACCAUGUCAGUACAUGCAAUUUGCACGAUAAUGCUGGAGCCAAGCUCUUCAAGAGCCGAGCUCUCAAGGGACAUGAAAACUUUAACAAUUUGUUGAAGGAAAACAACAUUUUGGAUACCCGUUUCCGUCACAACAAAACAAGGUUCAGUGACGCGUUUGAAGCUCGAUGCGUUCUGGCACAAUAUCGCAUCCAAGGGGAGAUUUCACUCUACAAUAUUCUAAUCGAAGAUGUUGUAGAUAGAUAUAACGAAGAUAGACAAGAGUUCUAG